GACGUAAGCUCCGGUUGCCGUGCUGAGUCGGAAGUGGGAACCUUUCGGCCACUGAGACUUUGUCGUGUCGUCGCUGCUGGCCCUGUAGGCUCUGCCACUCCCCCUAGGUCUGGAUGGAGGAUACCUUAAAGUGAAAUGACAGACCAGGAGAAUAACAACAACAUCUCAAGUAACCCCUUUGCUGCUCUUUUUGGCUCCCUGGCUGAUGCCAAGCAGUUUGCAGCAAUCCAAAAAGAGCAGCUGAAGCAACAAUCUGAUGAACUUCCAGCUAGCCCAGAUGACUCGGAUAACAGUGUAUCAGAGAGCCUGGAUGAAUUUGAUUACUCUGUGGCUGAAAUUAGCCGCUCAUUCCGGUCGCAGCAGGAAAUAUGUGAGCAACUCAACAUCAAUCACAUGAUCCAAAGGAUCUUCCUCAUUACUCUGGAUAACAGUGAUCCAAGCUUGAAAAGUGGGAAUGGCAUCCCCAGCCGAUGUGUAUAUUUGGAAGAAAUGGCAGUAGAGCUGGAAGAUCAAGAUUGGCUUGAUAUGAACAAUGUUGAGCAGGCCCUCUUCGCUCGCUUAUUACUUCAAGAUCCAGGCAAUCACUUGAUUAACAUGACCUCUUCUACAACGUUAAAUCUCUCUGCUGAUCGAGAUGCAGGGGAGAGGCACAUUUUUUGCUACCUUUACUCCUGCUUCCAAAGAGCCAAGGAAGAGAUUACCAAAGUUCCAGAGAACCUGCUACCCUUUGCAGUGCAGUGUAGGAAUCUCACUGUAUCCAAUACCCGAACAGUUCUCCUCACCCCAGAGAUCUACGUUGACCAAAACAUCCAUGAGCAGCUGGUAGAUUUGAUGCUGGAAGCUAUUCAAGGAGCCCAUUUUGAAGAUGUAACUGAGUUUCUGGAAGAGGUCAUUGAAGCCUUGAUAUUAGAUGAGGAAGUUCGAACAUUUCCGGAAGUCAUGAUUCCAGUGUUUGAUAUUUUAUUGGGCCGAAUAAAAGAUCUAGAGCUCUGCCAGAUCCUGUUGUAUGCAUAUCUGGAUAUUCUUCUUUAUUUCACUAGGCAAAAGGAUUUGGCAAAGGUUUUUGUAGAAUAUAUUCAGCCCAAGGACCCUAGCAAUGGGCAGAUGUACCAGAAGACCUUGCUGGGAGUAAUUCUGAAUAUCUCUUGCUUAUUAAAGACUCCAGGUGUUGUAGAAAAUCAUGGCUACUUCCUGAAUCCAUCUCGUUCCAGUCCCCAGGAGAUCAAAGUACAAGAGGCCAACAUCCAUCAGGUGGAACUGUUUACCAGGAGUUUGGACAAAGAAACCUGUUUGAUCCCAGCUGUGCAGGAGCCGAAGUUUCCCCAAAACUACAACCUUGUAACAGAGAACCUUGCCCUGACCGAGUACACUUUGUACUUGGGAUUUCACAGGUUGCAUGAUCAGAUGGUAAAGAUCAACCAAAAUCUGCAUCGGCUGCAGGUUGCCUGGCGGGACGCUCAGCAAAGCUCUAGCCCUGCUGCUGACAAUCUCCGCGAGCAGUUUGAACGACUGAUGACCAUCUAUCUUUCUACCAAGACUGCCAUGACUGAGCCACAGAUGCUACAAAACUGCCUAAAUUUGCAGGUGUCCAUGGCUGUACUGCUGGUUCAAUUGGCCAUAGGCAAUGAGGGCUCACAGCCAAUAGAGCUAACUUUUCCUUUGCCAGAUGGCUACAGUUCUUUGGCUUAUGUGCCAGAAUUUUUUGCAGAUAACCUGGGUGAUUUCCUCAUUUUUCUACGCCGAUUUGCCGAUGACAUCUUGGAGACAUCAGCAGAUUCCCUGGAGCAUGUCCUUCACUUUAUUACCAUUUUCACUGGAAGCGUAGAAAGAAUGAAGAAUCCCCACCUAAGGGCCAAACUAGCUGAAGUGUUAGAAGCAGUGAUGCCCCACAUGGAUCAGACUCCAAAUCCCUUAGUAUCCAGUGUUUUCCAUCGGAAGCGUGUGUUCUGCAAUUUUCCAUAUGCACCCCAACUUGCAGAAGCUCUCAUCAAGGUUUUUGUGGACAUUGAGUUUACAGGAGACCCCCAUCAGUUUGAACAGAAGUUUAAUUACCGCCGUCCCAUGUAUCCCAUCCUAAGAUACAUGUGGGGGACAGAUACCUAUCGGGAGAGCAUUAAGGAUUUGGCUGACUUUGCCUCUAAGAAUCUAGAAGCCAUGAAUCCUCCACUUUUCCUCCGCUUUCUUAACCUGCUAAUGAAUGAUGCCAUCUUCCUUUUGGAUGAAGCCAUACAGUAUUUGAGCAAGAUAAAGAUUCAGCAGAUUGAGAAGGACCGAGGUGAAUGGGAUAGUCUGACUCCAGAAGCCCGCCGAGAGAAGGAGGCUGGCCUACAGAUGUUUGGACAGCUGGCACGUUUCCAUAACAUCAUGUCCAACGAAACAAUUGGUACCCUUGCCUUUCUAACAUCAGACAUCAGAUCACUCUUUGUGCAUCCCUUCCUGGCUGAGCGCAUCAUUUCCAUGCUGAACUACUUCCUGCAGCACUUGGUUGGCCCCAAGAUGGGGGCCUUAAAAGUCAAAGACUUCAGCGAAUUUGACUUCAAACCUCAGCAGCUUGUAUCAGAUAUCUGCACUAUCUACUUAAAUCUUGGGGAUGAGGAGAAUUUCUGUGCUGCUGUGCCCAAGGAUGGACGUUCCUAUUCCCCAACUCUCUUUGCACAGACAGUUCGAGUCCUGAAGAAAAUAAAUAAGCCUGGGAAUAUGAUUCUGGCUUUCAAUAACUUAGCAGAGAAAAUCAAGUCUCUUGCAGACCUCCAACAACAGGAAGAGGAGACCUAUGCAGAUGCCUGUGAUGAAUUCCUGGAUCCCAUCAUGAGCACACUGAUGUGUGACCCUGUGGUGCUGCCAUCUUCCAGAGUCACUGUGGAUAGAUCCACUAUUGCCAGACAUUUGCUCAGUGACCAAACAGAUCCCUUUAAUCGUAGUCCCCUCACCAUGGACCAGAUCCGGCCAAACACAGAACUAAAAGAAAAAAUCCAGCGAUGGCUCGCAGAGAGGAAGCAACAACAAAAGGAGCAACUUGAAUAAAUGCUGUGAACUAAACAAACCAAAAACCAACCCCAGAGUGUAGAUAAACAAUUGUUUAUGGUUUCUCUUUCUGAUUCUCUUCCCCCUUUUUUUUUCCUUUACCAAAUUAAAGAACUGCUCUUGUUCAAAUUAUGAUAAUUAAUAUUCCUAAGAACUUGACAAUGUUUCCCUGGCUUAUAGGAAAUUGUACUUAUUAUAGCAUCACCAAGUUUAGAAAUCAUCACUAAUUUUCACCCUUUGUUUUCUCUUCCUAUUCUUCCUUUUCCUACCUUAAAUUAUAUUGACUUCAACUACUAAAAUUUCCUGCCACCUUACUAUUUCUCUUCCAAGUACUGCUCAAACAUUUUUGGUGAGCACAGCUUUUAAGUAUACAAUGUCAAAUAUUUCAGUGACAGCUGAUAUCGUCAGAAAAUCCUGUGUAUCCUAUGUAUUUACUAGUCCUCAUGAUCUGAACUUAAGCCCUUUUCCUUAUUACAGUUCUGUAAUGUUAGAGAAUAACUUUUCCCAUAAAAACAGGUACCUUGAAGUUUGUGUAUACUUUUGAAUAAGGUAAUAGGUGAGUUGUUUGUUUUGUUUUGUUUUGUUUUAAGGAAUCUUGUGCAGCUUAUGUUGGUAACUCUUAAUUUUGUGUUAUCUUGUAACUCAGAGACACCAUCUCAGACAAACACUCUCUCAUGGGGUUGCCACCACCAAAAAUUUAGCUCUGCAGUCUUUUUAUGAGGAUUGGUAGGGCAAACUUACCAUUCUGACACUUCAGUCAAAAAAAUUCUGGGGUGAGGAGGCUGUUGGGCCCCUUUUCUCUUAGGAAAAUCUGUUGCUACAAGGACUAAGCCUGAGUAGAAGAUUUCAGCAACAAAUAUUGUAACCAUGAAAAAUGUAAUUUUAAGACACUAAUAUCAAUAGUAUAUCUCGGUGUGUGAGAUAUAUAUACACACACCAUGUGUUUUUUUAUAUUGGUCUAGUGUAAACUGAGUACCACUUUAUAGUGUCUCUUCCACAGUAAGAGGUAUGCAGUGUGUGGCCAUGUUUAUUAACAUACUUACUCUGAGACUAUAAAAUGUAUAUAGUUAAUAUUUGUUUGGGCUUGUGACUUGACUUCUAAGAGCUGCUUCUAACACAGCCUUAGGUCAUCAAUUAACAAAGUAGGAAUUUGAGCACAAACUUGUCCACAAGCCAUUUUAAAUAUCCACUUAACCGUGUGUAGUCAAUAGGUGGAUGGACCCCACUUUCACAAGUUAAGCUUGAGCUCCCUACUCAAUUGUGCAGCUUAACAUGCUGAGUGAGGCACAUUCCCCUAUGGAUUGCCUUUAUAUCACUAUCCAUCUAAGCCCAGAGAUAUAAGUGACAAGUGACAUGAUCUAGAAACAGGGGUCAUUGCUUUCUUUGGAGGACACUUGUUAAUCAUGGCCUCUUUCAAAUAAGAUGGUAGUUUCAUGAUAUUCCAACACAAGUUGCUAUAAGCAGUCCUUGAUAUGUUUUUGGUGGUAUCAGCUAGAAACCUCAAAUCCAAGAGGGCUUCCCACCCUAGAUAUAAAAGUAGGUAUUGCCUAUUUCUGUGCUUAUAAAUGAAAAAGGAAGUCUAGAACACUUAUGCAAAUGCCAGAAUGUAAGAUUAAUUCAGUGUGCUCCCUGGGCCUUUAAGGCAUGGGUUGACAGAAUUUGUUUUCUUAAAGAGUUUCAUUUCAUAUUUAUUACCCUUCUUUCCCUGAGAAUGAACUGUGUAUAAAGUAAGCUUCUCCCUGCUUGUAUUUAUCUUCCAAACCCAAUCUAGUAGGAUGUUUUCGUUUUAAAAAGAAGGGGGAGAAAGACCAGAGUUUUGCAGGAGAUAAUUGGAAGAAAAUGGGCACAAAACCUCAGAAGGCAGCUGUUCCCAGCGGCUUUCUAGUUAACAACCUCUGUGCUUCCUCUAGGGUCUGUCUGUAUUGUACUUUCGUAUUUCGCCUUCAGAUUGUAAGCCUUUCCCGUCAAGGUUUCCUUUUCUUAUUUUUUUUUUUAAAGCUCUUUCCUGAAAGUUUUUAUGAAUGGCUAUGGCACCAUUAAUGCUGCUGAAUAUCUUUAAACUCUUCACAAAGGCAAAUGCAUAGCUUAAGGCCACUAUUGGUAAGGAAACCAAGUGUCCUCUGUGCCUUUUUUCUUUCUGUGAAGUAAGUUAAGGACAUCCAAAAAAUGAGACUUUAAAAAGUUAUCAUCUUGGUACAACAUGGUGUAUAUAUGCACUUGGAAGCUUAAAAAGGUGUUUUUGUCUGGAAUUCAGAAGCAGCUCUAAAUCUUAGAGCACACCUUCUAACAUACCUAGUUUUAUGUGUUGGCUUUGCUGGAGUACAAUAGGAAAAUGAAGACUCUUUUAUCAGCUCUGGUAUUGUUCAUAACUUACCAAGAAGCCAAUACUAGGAAAAUUAUUUAGGUAGAUUUUAUCAAGCGUUUUAAUGAAUAUGUGAAAACUGAAGGAAACUUCAAAGGUUUUUUAAUGGUGCAGGUCAAGGUGCCAGUUGCUAUUUGGUAUCACACUCUACAAAAGCUUCAUUGCUUUAUUUGAUGCUGGUUGCUAAGCAGCCAUUGCACACAGCAUAAGUCUACUGGGUGCCUUUACAAGCCAGAGACUGACGCUGCACUGUUGAUGUCACGUGAGGAAAAUAAUGCACAUGCUCUAACUGCUAAACAGGAAAAGGACCUAGAAGCAAAGAAAAUGAAGAACAAAACAACAAAAAGGUUGACUGAAAUAAACCUUGAUCAACAUAACUGUAUUUGGGAACAUUCCAAGAAGGUUACUUCUUGUCAAAUUUGCCUGCAGGUGUUUGUUCAAAACUUGUAUUUAAUAAAUGAACACCUGACUUAA
Propithecus coquereli (Coquerel's sifaka) is the source of this 5860-nucleotide messenger RNA. It is a transcript of the gene UBE4A, whose product is annotated as ubiquitination factor E4A. Gene Ontology annotation, biological process: protein polyubiquitination. Bases 136 to 3024 code for a protein of 962 amino acids. NCBI's taxonomy places the organism in Eukaryota, Metazoa, Chordata, Mammalia, Primates, Indriidae. Gene Ontology annotation, cellular component: nucleus; ubiquitin ligase complex; cytoplasm. Gene Ontology annotation, molecular function: ubiquitin-ubiquitin ligase activity. The record is from RefSeq and is a predicted model, not a curated record. The transcript is spliced from 19 exons.